Molecule: messenger RNA, 2671 nt
Organism: Epinephelus moara (kelp grouper)
Lineage: Eukaryota; Metazoa; Chordata; Actinopteri; Perciformes; Serranidae
Gene: mapkapk3
Product: MAPK activated protein kinase 3
Exons: 10
Coding region: 442-1692 (416 amino acids)
Biological process (GO): toll-like receptor signaling pathway; protein autophosphorylation; peptidyl-serine phosphorylation
Cellular component (GO): cytoplasm; nucleus
Molecular function (GO): calcium/calmodulin-dependent protein kinase activity; ATP binding; calcium-dependent protein serine/threonine kinase activity
Source: RefSeq, a predicted model, not a curated record
AGGACUCCUGAUCAACGGGAAGCUGAGAUCAGCAGAAUCAACAGAAGAUCCUCACCACUGCUGUGUGAUCAAGACUUCUCUGACUGGAUUUUAAUUUCUGACAUUCAGCUUAUUUAAAAUAUUGGGAAUUAUCUGAAGGGACAGCUUUGACCGACUGACAUAAGUUAUAAAUAGGCGGGUGUCUGUGAGGGAAGUAGUUACUGUGUGAUUAAUACAAAUGUAACUUGUUUCAUAAGCUUCAUUGUAGGUACAGUGAGUUAGUGUGUGGGGUUCACACAGAGGCUGCGGUGCCCAGGACAACCAGACGCGCCAGCAGUGCUCAAGGAUUCCUCUCAGCUUUACGCACUUACCGGAGGACAGCCGGCGUCAUCGCAUUGCUUUGGUGAAUUACUCACGCUUUCUCGUCCAGAGUACAGCUGGUGGCAACAAGCCGGUGUGACCAUGCUACAAAAUGGAAACGGAAAAGAGAAGCCGCUGCAAACGCCAAAGGCUGAGGCAGAACCGGACUCCCCGGCUGACGACCCGAAACAGCAGCAGGAGCAGAAGGAGCCGCAGCAGGAGCAGCAGGAGCUCGCUCCCCCAGCUGCCAACAGCGAAGCUACACACUUCCCACUGCCCGCUCAUCCCAAAUUGGACAUAAAGCGCAACGCAGUGACGGACGAUUAUAAGAUCUCCAGUCAGGUUCUGGGCUUAGGGAUCAAUGGGAAAGUGCUUCAGUGCUUCAACAAGAAGACUGGAGAGAAGUGCGCACUGAAGAUUCUCUAUGACAGCCCCAAAGCCAGACGAGAGGUGGAGCUCCACUGGCGAGUGUCAGGAGGGCCGUAUAUUGUUCGCAUCCUCAGCUUGUAUGAAAACAUGCAUCAUGGGAAGAAGUGCCUGCUCAUCAUCAUGGAGUGUAUGGAGGGAGGAGAGCUGUUCAGUCGGAUCCAGGCCAGAGGAGACCAGGCCUUCACAGAGAAAGAGGCUUCUGAGAUCAUGAGGGACAUCGGCACGGCCAUCGAGUAUCUCCACAGCAUUAACGUGGCGCACAGAGACAUCAAGCCAGAGAACCUGCUGUACACCACGAAAGACAAAAAUUGUGUCCUCAAAUUAACAGACUUUGGAUUUGCUAAGGAGACGACGCUACACAACCCUCUGCAGACCCCCUGUUACACACCGUACUAUGUGGCUCCUGAGGUUUUGGGUCCAGAGAAAUACGACAAGUCAUGUGACAUGUGGUCUCUGGGCGUCAUCAUGUACAUCCUGUUGUGUGGCUUCCCUCCAUUUUACUCCAACACGGGCCAGGCCAUUUCUCCAGGGAUGAAGAGGAGGAUCAGGAUGGGCCAGUAUGAAUUCCCCAACCCAGAGUGGGCGGAGGUGUCACAGGAAGCCAAAGAUCUGAUCCAUCAGCUACUGAAGACAGACCCAAAUGAGAGAAUGACCAUCACUCAAUUUAUGAACCAUCCCUGGAUUAAUAAGUCCAUGGUGGUUCCCUCCACUCCGCUCCACACCACUCGGGUCCUGACUGAAGACAGGGAGAUGUGGGAGGAUGUGAAGGAGGAGAUGACAAGCGCUUUAGCCACCAUGCGUGUUGACUACGACCAGGUGAAGAUCAAAGAUCUGGACACUUCAAGCAACCCGCUACUCAACAAGAGACGCAAGAAGGCUGCUGCGGGGGCCAAGAGUGGGUCCACGGUCUGCCAAAGUCAGUGAGGACUGCAGGCGUGACAGCCAGGAGGAGGGAAAAGUUGAUUUGUCCAGGAGAGGAUGAUUUGGAGACCUGCUCUGGAUUCUUGAGAGACUUGAUGCUGAAGAAAUGAUCUCUGAAAUGAAGAGACAACACAGAAUUAAAGGAAAAGUCAGAGCUGGACAUUUAUAAGACAUAUCAAGACAUGUUUCUCCUGUCAGUGGUAGAAAUCAACAGCUCUGCUCACUGUGGGUCUAUAUCUGUUUUCAUUUCUUUUUUAAUGUAUGUAUGUCAUUUUUAGACCUUGCAGGUUUGUAAGAGCGUCUGUGUGCAGACAUGAAGUAUUUGUAGUGAUCAUGUUUUUGAGUAUUUGAGCACUGGGUGGCCUAUUUGAGGUCUCCUUUGUAACUAUGCACUAGUGUGCAAAACACACACACAGACAAAGCAACUGUAGAAAGACUGUGAAACGAGAACACUCACUAUUACCUGUUGUCUUAAUAUCAUUUGUCUCUUGCUGCUUUCCUUUUCAGGAAUAAAUUAACGUCUGACACUGACUGUCUCGUCAAUAACACCUAGCCUCCGUACACUUCAAUCCAAGGGAGUAGUUUUCACUGAAGCAACAAUAAAAUGGCCCCAAACGUAUUACUGAGGAGUAAAUUGUACUCAGUGUCACUGCUGCAGAUCAUCGUUGUAUCCUUGUAAUGGAGCUAUAAGAGACAGCACAUAUCCUGUCUGCUUCCUGUCAGUGUGAGGCCAGAGAGCUUUGUGCAAGCGGCAGCAGUGGGGUAAUGGUUGAUUGUGCUACAUGGUUGAGUUGUGACACUUUUCUGAAGAAAGGUCUUGCGUGUGUUUAUGCGGGUUGAGUAAAAUGCUUCCUGUAAAUAGGGGCUGCAUUUUAAUGAGAUGUGAGCAAGACAGUGCAGCCUUUAAAUAAUGGAAACCUCAUCUGUCAGGUACACACCAUACGGAGAUUGUUUUGUUGUAAAUAAAACUUUAUGAAGUAAA